Molecule: messenger RNA, 1266 nt
Organism: Microplitis mediator
Lineage: Eukaryota; Metazoa; Arthropoda; Insecta; Hymenoptera; Braconidae
Exons: 2
Coding region: 83-1087 (334 amino acids)
Source: RefSeq, a predicted model, not a curated record
GAUUGCGAUAAUCCGUUGCAAUUAAAUUUUUUCUUUGUUAGAAAAGCUCUGGGAAGUAAACGUUCACUUCAGUGGCAAAAAAAUGCCGUACGUUGAUUUAAAUUCGAUAAUUAGUAAUUUAAUUUCUUUUGAUCGAUUAAAUUUAUCGCCGGUAAUCGAUCGCAAGUUUAAAAAAAAACGUUUCGUGCCAAAUAUACUAAAAAAACAGGGACGUAGUGAAGUUGUAAAGCAGGACAAAGUGUUCGGUAAAAUUUCCCCAAAAGUAAAUCGCAGGAAGCAGAAUUUCUUCAGAAGAAUUGACCAAGUGAUCGGCCAGAAAAUGAAUGAAAAUAUCGAGGAAGGUUUGGACCAGUCUCCAAUGUGGUAUGUAGGAGAUACUGAUGAUUAUUUACAAGUCCAGCGUAUUGAGAUUGUUGAUGAAUUUAAUUUUAAUUCGCCUGAAAAAAUUACUGAUGUUGCUCUUGACGAAUGUGACGACCGCGGGUUUUUUGAAUUUAAAAAUCUCACUUUCGUUGAUGAUAUCGUCGUCAGCGGGCUCGAGUUCGAUGAUAAUUUUCAAGUAGACAAUAAUUUUUUUAUCACCGAAAGUUCUGGUCGUGAAAACAAAGAUUUUUACAUCGACACGAGCGAAUUCGAGUUUGAUUUUAUUGACAGCGUGGAAGCAAGCGUAAAAAAUGAAUUUAUGGUCCUCGAAUUUGAUACCGAGAUGCUGGAGAAUAAAACUGAUGGGUCUAUUGAUCCAGAUCCUAGUAAGUUUGAGUACCAAGUGAUUGAUAAUUUCGAAGAGUAUAAAAAAGUGUUGAAAUCUUCAAACAUUAGUGAUUUUAAAGCCGAAGUUUUAUUGGAUCCUUUAAAAAUCAGUGAUAAAGUUGAUGGUGAAUUAAAGGAGUGUCAGUGUUCACUCUGCAGAACUAAGCCUUUGAAGUUGACACGUCACCUGAAGCAGAGAGAAAAAAAAACGAGUUCAUUACAAGAUUUAUCUUCAGUUUUAACAUGUGCGUUUUGUAAAAAAAUAUUUAAUCGUAAGACUUCGCGCAAUAGACAUGCGGCUAAUUGUAGAGCUAGAAAAAAUUCCAAUGAGCAAUAGAAGUUGUUAAAUUUUUAAGGUAUUAAUUUUUAUAAUAUUUUAUUUAUAUUUUAUAUCUAUGAAUUUUAAGUUUUUAAAUAUUUUAUUUAUAUUUUUAAAUAAUUAAAUUGUUAUAUAUUAUAUUAGAAUUGACUUUUAUAUAAAUAAAUUGUAAUGAAUUUUAAAUUUAAAUGGAAGAU